Molecule: messenger RNA, 1693 nt
Organism: Protopterus annectens (West African lungfish)
Lineage: Eukaryota; Metazoa; Chordata; Ceratodontiformes; Protopteridae
Gene: CALB1
Product: calbindin 1
Exons: 11
Coding region: 87-869 (260 amino acids)
Biological process (GO): regulation of long-term synaptic potentiation; regulation of presynaptic cytosolic calcium ion concentration
Cellular component (GO): cytosol; dendrite; synapse
Molecular function (GO): calcium ion binding
Source: RefSeq, a predicted model, not a curated record
AGCGCUAGGAGUCCCACUCCGGCUCCGCGGUUCGUCUUUCAGUACCACAGACAGCACCCCAAACAAGCGCAGGCUCUUCUCGCACCAUGGCUAACGCUCACUUGAAGAAUAUCGAACUUUCCGCAACACAAAUCCUCGACAUCUGGCGGCAUUACGAUAGUGAUGGUAACGGAUUUAUUGAAGGAAAAGAACUACAAGACUUCAUUGAAGAACUUCAACAAGCUCGAAAGAAUGCUGGACUGGAGUUAUCUGGGGAAAUGAAAGCCUUUGUUGAGAAGUACAAGCAAAAUGCUGAGGGAAAAAUAGGAAUAAUAGAGCUUGCCCAGAUACUACCAACAGAAGAGAAUUUCCUCCUGUUCUUUCGGCAGCAGUUAAAGUCAAGUGCAGAGUUUAUGCAGACAUGGCGAAGAUAUGAUGCUGACCACAGUGGGUAUAUUGAGACAGAAGAACUAAAGAGUUUCCUGAAAGAUUUACUGCAGAAGGCAAACAGAACGUAUGAUGAUGCCAAGCUAGAAGAAUACACACAAACAAUGCUCAGGAUAUUUGAUACAAACAAUGAUGGGAAGCUUGGACUGACAGAAAUGGCAAGAUUACUUCCAGUGCAGGAGAAUUUUCUUCUCAAGUUUCAGGGAGUUAAAAUGGCUGGGAAAGAAUUUAAUAAAGUAUUUGAGAUGUAUGAUCAGGAUGGCAGUGGAUAUAUAGAUGAAAAUGAACUGGAUGCCUUACUUAAAGAUCUGUGUGAAAAGAACAAAAAGGAAUUAGAUAUCAACAGCCUUCCAGCUUACAAGAAGAGUAUUAUGGCCCUAUCAGAUGGUGGCAAACUUUACCGAACAGAACUGGCAUUAGUGCUUUGUGCUGACGACAGUUAAACAUUUUACAAGUCUGGCAUUUGUCAGCACUUCAUCUACACAAUACUGUGCACUCAAACGGGUUAGGUUGUACUUUUAUCUGUAAAUUAAACUGAUUGCAUAUAGGCAAACUGCCAAGUUCUGUGGCACAUUCAGUUUGUUGUUUCUACACUGUUUGUAAUGUACAGCUUUUGUAACUACUGUAUAAGAUUAAUUGUACUGUCUGGUUAGAUGAGACUGUAUAUUCUAAAAUGCAAAACGGAUAUAUUCUCAACUCUGUAAUCAUGGCUGGGAAUGAUCUCUAAACAGGUCUAAUGCUUUUAUUUUUGCUUAGUUAUAUUAUGUGACUUUCAGUAAUAUUUUUUUGCAAAAAUACUGAUGUGUGUGUGUGUGUGUGUGUGUGUGUGUGUGUGUGUGUGUGUGUGUGUGUGUGUGUGUGUGUGUGUGAGAGAGAGAGAGAGAGAGAGAGAAAGAGAAGGAGAGAUACUGAAUACAUUUUAUAAAAAGAGUCAAGCUAUCUUCAACUCUAAAAUAACUUGACAAAGCAAGUUGUAGCUUCCUUCCUUUAGAACAGAAAUAGCAAAGAUUAGCAGAUUUGAAAAGCUAGUGUCACUGUUUAAAUUAGCUUAACUUCUUCCAAGUGGUUUGGGUUACGUACUGGCAUUAAAGAAGGUUGUGCGAGGGCGCAUUAAUCAUGGAUUUUAUAACUUGUAUAUCCUGAGAGACAUAUGGCUUUAAGCUUUUUUGAAGUAUUUACAAUCUUAGAGGCUAUAAUAAUUAAUAAAUGCACUGUUUCUAUACCAAAAUAAACUAUGUAUUCUGUAAUUAAAUUUCAUAUAACUGAA